UUGCCGGUUCCUGUUCCGGCACCCGUCAGCCGUGACGCCGUCGGGAAGGUCGCGCAGGGCGGACGAGUGGCUGCUGUCUCUUGUCCCUGUCAUGUUGUCCGCCGGUGUCCGCCGCUUCGCUACCUCCGCCAUCCGCCGCAGCCACUAUGAGGAGGGACCCGGGAAGAACCUCCCAUUCUCUGUGGACAGCAAGUGGCGGCUUCUCGCAAUGAUGUGUGCGUUCUUUGGGAGCGGAUUUGGUGCCCCUUUCUUCAUAGUCAGACAUCAGCUCCUGAAGAAGUGAAGAGGUCAGGCUGUAGCUGCUCUAGCUAGAGUCGAAGUCUUCUGCACAGCAUCAUUCAAUGGGGAAAUGAUAGCUGCAACCCACGCUGGAUGUCUCUAAAUAAAAUCUUAAACCCCAA
This is a messenger RNA of Hirundo rustica (Barn swallow), 401 nucleotides long. Its product is annotated as cytochrome c oxidase subunit 7C, mitochondrial. NCBI's taxonomy places the organism in Eukaryota, Metazoa, Chordata, Aves, Passeriformes, Hirundinidae. The coding region runs from base 92 to 283 and encodes 63 amino acids. Gene Ontology annotation, biological process: mitochondrial electron transport, cytochrome c to oxygen. The transcript has 3 exons. The record is from RefSeq and is a predicted model, not a curated record.